AUGUCCAAAUAUUCAUAUUUCAGUCUUAAAACGACAAGACAAGCAGACUGCAGUAGAAACAAUGCCCAGUUUCCAACCGACAGGACAUGUGAUGUUCCAGAUCGUCCAGGUCGUCCCGCGGUGUCCCAGGUGUCUGGGACGGAGGUGUUCCUCAUUUGGGACGCUCCCAAAUUUGACGGGAAUACGCAUAUCAUCGCUUAUAAAGUUGACUACAGACCUGAAGGAGAGGAGCGCUGGACGACGGCGUCGUACACCAUUGACGAGUGCGCCCUGGUCACAGAUUUGAGCCCGGAAACAGAAUACCGCUUCCGGGUAUCUUGUCUGAACAGAUUUGGGGUCAGCCCGUACAGCUGGUCAUCGCAGGAAGUGACCACGAAGUCGGCAGGUGAAGCGCCUCUGAGUAGAGAGAAAAUGCGUCAGUGCAAGAAGAUUGACAUUCAGGCUGAUGCUGACCUGUCCCCUGAGCUGCGUGACUUCGAGUCUGCCCGGGAGAGAGGAGAGGUGCCCCUGAUUGAACGGAACCCAGCUGAGGACUACGAGUUUGCUGGGGAAUUAUGGAGAGGCAAUUUCUCCGUGGUUCGAAGCUGCGGCAGGAAAGACAUGCCGGCGACUCUUGCCGCCAAAAUAAUUGCUUACACACCAAGCAACCGCAGCCAGGUUCUCCACGAGUUCGAAAUUCUGAAGACGCUGAAUCAGGAGCGAAUUGUGAGACUCCACGAAGCCUUCACCACGCCCGACCAUCUCAUCCUAAUCAUGGACAGGCUGUACGGAGAAAAUAUCCUGCAGUUCCUGAGCUACAAGAAUAAGUAUACAGAGGAGACCGUGGCUAAAGUCAUGAGACAGGUUAUCGAUGCUGUGCAAUACCUCCACCAUCAAGGCGUCGUGCAUUUGAACAUACAGCCAGACAACGUGAUGAUGGCGAGCAGACGUCGACUUGACGUCAGGCUCGGUGAUUUUGGGUGCGCGCGCAUCAUAACUGACCCCAUGGGAGAAAAGAUGACACAAGUUGGAGCGCCAGAGUUCAUGAGUCCAGAAAUGGCAUGUGGAGAAAAGGUCGGAUUCCCGUCUGACGUCUGGCAAGUUGGCGUAUUGGCGUUUAUUCUCCUAAGUGGAGAGUCUCCAUUCCUCGGAGAAAACGACGAAAAAACGCUAGAGAAUACGAGGUCUGUACGUUACGAUUCUCACAGCCUCUACGAGAAUAUCACUAAGGAUGCCUUCAAGUAUAUACAAGAGACUUUAAAGCGAGAGCCAAGUCACCGCCUGACAGCAGACGAGCUGCACGAGCAUCCGUGGCUACAACUGACCGAAGCCAUGGUCAAGAAGCGAGAAGCUGCACGUUUCGUCACCAACAAACUUCGACAGUUCGCAGAUGAAUAUGGAAAGAGACGCCAGGCUGACGCCACCAAGUCUGAGAAACUUAUCAACGCUUUCGGCCCGCCGGCUGGUGCUGCUGCGGUGGACUCAGACUCCGAUGGGGAAUUCACCCCAAAGUCCCCCAUAGCUGUCAGGAAGACGAGUGAUCAGACACAAAGACAGAGACACACCGAGAAACAGCUAGUGCUCCCCGAACCCAAGGGUGACAGCGACAGUGGAAUAACCACUCAAGAUUCCGAUACAAGUUCUGUCGACGGACGUCCCAUACCAAAAAUGACUAAAAGACACAGAUAAAAAGGAGGAAGUGCUGUUCAAGAACUGUAAAUAGCUGACCGCUUUCAAAUAGGACUGCACCCGAAAACCAAACUCAGCUCUAGAUCACGUGGUCUCAACAAUAUUACAUCACGAAUUUAAUAUAUUAGAGCUGGGAAAGUUAAACUAAAUCUAUCCAGGACUUAAAUUAUAACUGGAUCUGCCUGGGUUUGUCUUACAUGAAGCAUUUGAACUAUUGCAAUUGUUUUUGGAGUGGUUUGAUGAUUUUUGAAUGAUCUUGUAUUGGCUACAUACGUUUGAAGUGCAAUAAAUUUUGACGAGGCAUUCAUUAGACGUGCAAUAAGUGUUGUAAAACUUAUCUCUCUUUUUUUUUUAAUAUAGAAACGUCUAGCUUCUAAAUUAAAUUUUUGUGUCUGUACUCUUUUGAAUUGUGCUUUGAUUGAUUUUUUUUAAUUUUGUGAUAUUCAACUUUUCUGUUCGUAUUACAUGUAGUAACUUGUAGAUGAAAAUUAGGGAUCAUAUUACGUAUAUUAGUUACUUUUUUGAUAAAUGAUAAAUCAGCAUAGCGUGUAGAUUUUUUGGAUGCACUCUCAUAUCAUAAACAAAAAUUAAUUGACAUGCAUGUUACUUUGGCGUCCUUUUGCAGAGAGACCAUGUAUUAAGCCACCAGCUAUUUAGUUAACCUGUUCGAUAACUAUAUAGCUUGUGUGCCAAGAAGUCCAGCCUGUAGAAUAAUAAAGCUUCCAGUCCC
Lingula anatina is the source of this 2398-nucleotide messenger RNA. RefSeq lists its product as uncharacterized. The record is from RefSeq and is a predicted model, not a curated record. Gene Ontology annotation, biological process: protein phosphorylation. NCBI's taxonomy places the organism in Eukaryota, Metazoa, Brachiopoda, Lingulata, Lingulida, Lingulidae. Gene Ontology annotation, molecular function: guanyl-nucleotide exchange factor activity; protein kinase activity; protein binding.